Molecule: messenger RNA, 2529 nt
Organism: Arvicola amphibius (Eurasian water vole)
Lineage: Eukaryota; Metazoa; Chordata; Mammalia; Rodentia; Cricetidae
Gene: Tas1r2
Product: taste 1 receptor member 2
Exons: 6
Coding region: 1-2529 (842 amino acids)
Biological process (GO): sensory perception of sweet taste; G protein-coupled receptor signaling pathway
Cellular component (GO): sweet taste receptor complex; membrane
Molecular function (GO): G protein-coupled receptor activity; sweet taste receptor activity
Source: RefSeq, a predicted model, not a curated record
AUGGGGCCCCGAGCAAGGACACUCCACCUGCUGCUUCUCCUGCUACACGCUCUGACAAAGCCAGUCGAGCUGAUAGAGAACUCCGACUUCCACCUGGCUGGGGACUACCUCCUGGGUGGCCUCUUUUCCCUCCAUGCCAACGUGAAGAGCAUCUCUCACCUCAGCUACCUGCAGGUGCCGAGGUGCAACGAGUUCGAACUGAAGGUGCUGGGCUACAACCUCAUGCAGGCCAUGCGCUUUGCCGUGGAGGAGAUCAACAACUGCAGCAGUCUCCUGCCAGGCGUGCUGCUUGGCUACGAGAUGGUGGACGUGUGCUACCUCUCCAACAACAUCCAUCCUGGGCUCUACUUCCUGGCGCAGAAAGACGACUUAUUCCCCAUCCUCAAAGACUACAGCACCUACACUCCCCACGUGGUGGCCGUCAUUGGCCCAGACAACUCUGAGUCUGCCAUCACCAUGUCCAACAUCCUCUCCCAUUUCCUCAUGCCACAGAUCACGUACAGUGCCAUCUCAGACAAGCUGCGGAACAAGCGGCGCUUCCCUGCUAUGCUGCGCACGGUGCCCAGUGCCACUCACCACGUUGAGGCCAUGGUGCAGCUGAUGAUCCUCUUCCGCUGGAACUGGAUUGUGGUCCUGGCGAGCAACGAUGACUACGGCCGGGAGAACAGCCAGCUGUUGACCCAGCGUCUCAUCAACGCGGGGGAGAUCUGCAUUGCCUUCCAGGAGGUUAUUCCCGUACCCGAACCCAGCCAGGUCUUGGGGCCUGAGGAUCAGACCCAACUGAACAACAUCCUUGAGAAGCUGCGGUCGACCACAGCACGUGUGGUGGUGGUGUUCUCGCCAGAGCUGGCCCUGAACAUCUUCUUCCAGGAGGUGCUGCGGUGGAACAUCACCGGCCUUGUGUGGAUUGCAUCCGAGUCCUGGUCUAUUGACCCAAUUCUGCACAACCUCACAGAGCUGCGUCACACGGGCACUUUCCUGGGCAUCACCAUUCAGAAGGUGUCCAUCCCUGGCUUCAGCAAAUUCCGAGUGCGCCAUACCAAGCCAGAACUUCCCAUGUCCAACAAGACCAACCCACGGGCCACCUGCAACCAGGACUGUGAUGCCUGCUUGAACGUCACCGAGGCCUACAACAACACUCUUGUGCUUUCGGGGGAGCGCGUGGUCUACGGUGUGUACGCGGCCGUCUAUGCGGUGGCCCACGCCCUGCACAGAUUCCUGCACUGCAACCAGGUCCACUGCACCAAGGCAACGGUCUACCCGUGGAAGCUACUCAGGGAGAUCUGGAACGUCAACUUCACCCUCCUGGGCAACCGUCUCUUCUUCGACGACCACGGGGACAUGCCCAUGCUCUUGGACGUCAUCCAGUGGCGGUGGGAAGAAGGCCAGAAUCCCUUCGAAAGCGUUGCCUUCUACUCCCCCACCCAGAAGAGACUGACCUACAUCAACAAUGUGUCCUGGCACACUGCCAACAACACGAUCCCAGUGUCCAUGUGUUCCAAGACCUGCCAUCCUGGGCAGAGGAAAAAGCCCGUGGGUCUCCACCCCUGCUGCUUUGAGUGUAUGGACUGCCCACCGGGCACCUACCUCAACUUCACAGAUGAGUUUAACUGUUUGCCAUGCCCGGGUUCCAUGUGGUCCCACAAGAAUGACAUUGCUUGCUUCAAGCGACGGCUGUCCUUCCUGGAGUGGAACGAGGUGCCCACCAUCGUGGUGACCAUACUGGCCGCCGUGGGCUUCUUCAGCACGCUGGCCAUCCUGCUCGUCUUCUGGAGACAUUUCCAGACACCCAUGGUGCGCUCCGCUGGGGGCGCCAUGUGCUUCCUGAUGCUGGUGCCGCUGCUGCUGGCGUUUGUGAUGGUGCCUGUGUACGUGGGACCGCCCACGGUCCUCACGUGUCUCUGCCGCCAGGCUUUCUUCACUGUCUGCUUUUCCAUCUGCCUGUCCUGCAUCGCGGUGCGCUCCUUCCAGAUCGUGUGUGUCUUCAAGAUGGCCAGACGCCUGCCACGGGCCUAUGGCUUCUGGGUGCGUUACCGUGGGCCUUAUGUCUUUGUGGCCUCCAUCACGGCCAUCAAGGUGGCCCUGGUGGCGAGCAACAUGCUGACCACCACCAUCAACCCCAUUGGUCGGACCGACCCCGAAGACCCUAACAUCAUGAUCCUCUCCUGCCACCCUAAUUACCGCAACGGGCUACUGUUCAACACCAGCAUGGACCUGCUGCUGUCGGUGAUGGGAUUCAGCUUUGCUUACAUGGGCAAGGAAUUGCCCACCAACUAUAAUGAGGCUAAGUUCAUCACUCUUAGCAUGACCUUCUCCUUCACCUCCUCCAUCUCCCUCUGCACUUUCAUGUCCGUCCAUGAUGGCGUGCUGGUCACUAUCAUGGACCUCCUGGUCACUGUGCUCAACUUCCUGGCCAUCAGCUUGGGAUACUUUGGCCCCAAGUGUUACAUGAUCCUUUUCUACCCAGAGCGCAACACUCCAGCUUACUUCAAUAGCAUGAUCCAGGGCUACACCAUGAGGAAGAACUAG